Messenger RNA from Myzus persicae (green peach aphid), 901 nucleotides. RefSeq names its product guanine nucleotide-binding protein subunit gamma-1-like. Gene Ontology annotation, molecular function: G-protein beta-subunit binding. The transcript has a single exon. Bases 441 to 653 code for a protein of 70 amino acids. Gene Ontology annotation, cellular component: heterotrimeric G-protein complex. The record is from RefSeq and is a predicted model, not a curated record. Lineage: Eukaryota; Metazoa; Arthropoda; Insecta; Hemiptera; Aphididae. Gene Ontology annotation, biological process: G protein-coupled receptor signaling pathway.
GCUCAAACACAGAAUAAUAAUCUGUGGAUACAACUGUGGAUUUUAAAUUUUUUGUGAAUUUUGGAGAUAACUGAUAACAUUUUUAUUUUUUUUAUCACUUUCUAUCCCUAUUGUUCUGUGCUACCAAGGACCUAAGGCGAUUACCAUUACUAUAACUAUAUCUACGCUAAAACAGUGGUCAGUGAAUAGUGCUUAUUAUUUUGAUUGUAAGGUGUGAACUGCAUUGUGUCAAUUAUCAUAUUAUUAUUUUAACAAAACAUUACAGCUUAAUCUCGUUUAAAUUAAUACGAUUAUUCUUCAAAACGUUUGAAUCGAUUUGUUAAUUAACUUAAUCAAUAACCACCAACUUCAAGUUACUUCAAGUCCUUUCAUUGGACUUAUAUUUCUAUUUGAAAGUGUGACCACACCCAUCGAAAAUAGGCCUAUCCGAUACUGCAGUCAUGGACAUGAUGAUUUCCAAUCUGCAACAGCAGCGGCAGAUAACAGAACAGCUUCGUCGAGAAGCAGCUGUGAAACGUAUACCCGUUUCACAAGCUAUACAGGAUAUUAUAAAGUAUAUCAGGGAAAGAGAAUUGGAAGAUUGUCUUAUGGUUGGUUUUUCGUCGCAGAAAGCUAAUCCAUUCAGAGAGAAAAGUAGUUGUGCAGUUAUUUAAACUAUGUAUUAUUUAAAAGUUAAAACUUAUCAGUUUAUAUUGAAAGUUUAAAGGAAACAAAAAUAUACAAUUUUUACUAUACCCACUGUAUUAACGAGUUAUGAGUUUGAUCAAUUAUAAUUAUUUUAACUUCUCUAUUACAAUUUUUUUUUUGCUUAGUUAAGUACCAGUGAAAAUGUCUAUCUCAUAUAAUAUGUAUAAUCUGAUUCAUUUUUUUAAGUAAUAAAAUGUUUGUAUGACAAAUAAUA